This is a messenger RNA of Biomphalaria glabrata, 3229 nucleotides long. RefSeq names its product serum paraoxonase/lactonase 3-like. Gene Ontology annotation, molecular function: arylesterase activity. The record is from RefSeq and is a predicted model, not a curated record. Bases 702 to 1844 code for a protein of 380 amino acids. The transcript is spliced from 5 exons. NCBI's taxonomy places the organism in Eukaryota, Metazoa, Mollusca, Gastropoda, Planorbidae.
CUGUGAGUAUAUAGUCUACACGUCCAGUGCCACAAAGGGUUGACAGACCAAUAACAACGCCACUAGCGAGUGUGCACGCGUGUCUUGUUAGUGCCUGAAUGUGUGUGAGUAAACGGCCAUUGUGUAUGUUUAGUUAUGUGUAUCCAACUAUUUAUACAAUUCUAUUUUUCGCCAUCUCUCGUGAUUAUAAGUUUUAAAUGUCAACACACGAAACAAAGACCUGGCUAUAAAGGUGAUUAACCAAAAACAGAACAUGAAAUCAAUGAUUGUUUUUGUUUCAACUUAUUCCUGUGGUCAAUAGACUACAACUGUUUAUAGUCAGAGGGCGAGACUCGCACGUGCCAGUAACAUUUUAAAAUGUACAAAGAAAAUCAUUCGUAUUGAUUCACAAAUUUUAGGAUUAGGAAAAUCUUAUUCAGUUCACCUUGACGCACUAUAUCCUAGUUUUUUCUAUUGCUGCUGUUAUUGGUUGGAUGCGCUUGUUAUUUCAGAGGAUCCAAUGUGCUUGAAGUCUAAAUAACUGCCAACAAUGUGUCUGAGUAAGAUAGACUCAACUUAUAAGACAAGUGUUGGAUUGUCCACUUUACAUCUCUAGAUUAGCACUAUGUCCAAUGCAUUCAUUCUUGUACCUGAAUAAAAACCUGCACACAGACACACUGGCAAACAAGAAGAUCCAAUGGGCUGCUAGUUAACGAACGACAAUGCUUCUGAAGGCGGUUGUUGUGGUGCUGUUUUCCUGUGUGACUUACCUGUUACUGUACAUUCGACUUGGCUACAACCUGCACUACAAGAAACAUCACCCUGGAGAAUGCAGGCCGAUGAUGGAGUUGGAGUUUGGAUCUGAGGACCUUCAAGUGACAAGCGAUGGAUUGGCUUUCAUUUCCUCUGGUGUGAUGUAUGACGCCAUGUCUCCUCAGUUCAAAGACUUCAUUGUGCGCCAGAACAUAAGAGGUAGAAUCAUGCUGUAUGACUUCAGUCAGCCGGAACAGGGGCUAACAGAACUCAGCAUUGAGGCCGGAAGUACACUGCUCUUGAAGAAGUUCCGCCCGCACGGCAUCAGCAUCAUUGAGGACCGCGUCAAGCGCGAGCACCUUGUUUACGUCAUCAACCAUCAAGGGCUGGAGCAGGACCGCGUUGAGAAAUUCAGGUUUCGCCCGUCGACCAGAACUCUUGUCCACCUGAAGACAUUCACCAGCGACUUGCUGAGAGUGACCAACGACCUGGCUUUGGUCCAGGAGGACCAGUUCUUCAUCAGCAAUUAUCUGUAUUUUAAAACCUAUACCAUGUCUGUUGUGGAACAUUUGUUACCAGUAGGACUGGGUUCCUUGGUCUUUUUCAAUGGGUCACAGUUUGAGAUGAUGGUCUCUGGUCUUCUAGGCCCUAAUGGUGUCACUCUCUCACUAAAUGGCAGAUUUCUGUAUGUGGCCUACCCACUAGGUGAGAAAAUGGAGGUGUAUCAAAGGCUAAACAACAACCGGUUACGUCUGGUGCAGUCCGUCAUGUUGUAUACCAGCCCUGACAACUUUCACUUGUCCAUGUCUGGCAAUGAGCUCUACGUAGGGGCUCACCCAAUACCACACAAGGCAUUGGAUCACCUGAACCAACCACAGCACACGGCACCAUCAUCUGUACUCAGGGUUCCAUUACAUCACGGCCUUGUGAUAGAGGACAAAGUGACAGAGCUAUUUUACGAUCACGGCGAUUUCAUCGCAGGCUCAUCCGUGGCGGCAGUCUACCAAAACCAGCUCCUGAUAGGUUCUGUCAUGAACAAGCUGGUGCUGUGUGACCUGGACAUCAAAAUCACGGACGUAUCAAAUAGCAGAGUCUACUCCUCUAAUAUAUGACAGGCAUUUUUUUUUUUACAUGAGUGGCAUUUAGUGUGGGACAUGUUGGUAUAAAUAAAUUUGACAUUUAGCAUGUGAUGUAUUUGUUUGUAAAAUUUGGAAUUUAGCAUACGACAAGUUUGUAUAGAGUUUGACCUUUAGUGACAUUUGGAAUGUUAGAAGUAAAAAUAAAUGUGAAAUUUAGCAUGUGACAUUUAGUAUACAAGAGUGUAACAAUGUCAAAUGUCAGUGUAUAGUUUUCAAAAAAAAAUUCUGUAUAGAAUAGUGUGCAGUGAACAUGUUUAUAAAUUUUAAAAAAUAAAUUGUUUCUAUAGAAGAGGCUGAUAUUUUGUCAUGUUAGAGCAGUGUUUACCAAUGUGUGUUCAGUGGAACCCCAGUGUUCAGCCAGAUCUGAACAGGCCACUACGUGAGUAGACUACUAGGUGAAUUAAUAUCUCUUUUAAAAAAAGCAAAGUGUUCCGCUAAGUACUCAGAAUGUGCAAAGUGUUCCGUUCAGGAAAAAGUUUAGGAAACACUUGGGACAAGAUGUGUUAUUUUGUGUUCUAGUGACAUUGGGCUGUUUCCUUCUGUUCGGAAUAAAUAGUUUUAAUUUUAAAUAAAAAGUUUUAUCUUUACUCUGUUUGUUCUGGUAUGUUACACCAUCGCAUAGAUUUACAUAAACUACCAAAUACUUGAACUUACAGUGAUCUCUUGGACUAAGACAUAGAUAUACAGCUCCAUUGAGUUAUUGAAUGAACUUGUUUGAGAAGAAUACAUUCCGUUUUCAAGAAUGAAUUAAAAGUGACAGUGUUUGGAUUGCAUGUUUUUUUAAAAAAUAAUUUGCAAUGUUAUUCAUUAAAAAAAAGUAUUUGAUCAUCUCAGCUGAUACAUUAUUAUUGCCUCAUAGGUGUGACUUAAUAGCUGUUAGAAGGGGAUGGUACACGCGUAGGUCACCUAAACUUUGCUGAAUCCAAAAGAAAUUGAGUUAAACAAACUUGAUUAGGAUGAAUCAGGAGGUCCAGUGUUUUAUGGCUUAAAAAUAUCAAACUUGAUUGACUGAAAAUUCUCUAAUCAAUAAAAAUAAUUUUAUAUUUUGGUCAUUUUGUUGCAGUCACAAACAUUAGGCAUAACUAUAAGAGCCGGAUUUAAAUAUGUGGAGGCCCCUACACCUUUUUCGAAAGCUUUCAUAAAGAUCAAAGUAUGAACAAUAAUACUUAUAUCUAAAGGAGUAUCUCUCAAUUUAAUCAUAUUUUCCUUUAUAAAAAAUAUUUAACAUGCAUAUUUUUGCUUUACAAAGUUAAUAUUUUUGAGUUUGUGGAAGGUAGGGCCCUUAGUAGACGCACUGCCGUAAAUUCGGAGCUGCUUUGCGAGCACGCAACAAAAGGACAUUUCUUCACGUGUUGCCA